Molecule: messenger RNA, 1227 nt
Organism: Cariama cristata (Red-legged seriema)
Lineage: Eukaryota; Metazoa; Chordata; Aves; Cariamiformes; Cariamidae
Gene: CCR9
Product: chemokine (C-C motif) receptor 9
Exons: 1
Biological process (GO): chemotaxis; G protein-coupled receptor signaling pathway; immune response
Cellular component (GO): membrane
Molecular function (GO): chemokine receptor activity
Source: RefSeq, a predicted model, not a curated record
UGGAGAGGGGCAAAUUUAUGCUUUACUGAGCCAUCUCUCAACACAAAUUUACCUGAUGUCCCAUUGCAGAUCACUCAACCUGGCAAGACCAUCCUGGAUUAUGACAGGAAUGACAGCACUGUGCUGUCACUGUAUGGAAACCUGGUGAACGACACAGACUUCACAUGUGACAGGAGGCAGGUCAGGCAGUUUGCUCGAGCCUUCCUGCCGGUGUUUUUCUGGCUCAUCUUCUCUGUGGGCACAGUGGGAAACGCCUUGGUUGUGCUCGUCUAUUGCAAAUACCGCUUCAGGAGGAGCAUGACGGAUUGGUACCUGCUGCACCUGGCCAUUGCGGACCUUCUCCUCCUCUUCACCCUCCCCUUCUGGGCCAAGGCAGCCUCCAACGGCUGGAUCUUCAAGAACUUCAUGUGCAAAGUCGUCAACAGUAUGUAUAAGAUCAACUUCUACGGCUGCAGCUUGUUUCUAACCUGCAUCAGCUUUGACAGGUACAUCACUAUUGUCCAGGCGACAAAAGCUAAAACUUCUAAGCGAAGGCGGCUCCUGCGCAGCAAACUCAUGUGCUUGGCUGUCUGGUUGACAUCUGUGAGCCUGUGCAUCCCAGAAAUCGCGUAUAGCCAAAGCACGCAGGUAGGUGACAUAACAGUUUGCAAAAUUACCUACCCGCCAAACAUCAACAUGAUCAUUAGAGUUACUGUCCUGACCUUGAAAGUCACAAUCGGAUUCUUCCUCCCGCUCCUUGUCAUGGUUAUUUGUUACGCCCUUAUCAUCCACACCCUCCUGCAAGCCAAAAGAUCCCAAAAGCAGAAGUCGCUGAAGAUCAUCACCAUGAUCAUCACCGCUUUCCUUCUCUCUCAGUUCCCGUACAAUAUUAUUUUGCUGGUCAAAGCCAUCAACUCCUAUGCCAGGGUGGCAUACAGCUGUCAGGCUGCCAACCAGCUGGACAUUGGGCUGCAGGUCACCCAGAGCAUUGCCUUCCUCCACAGCUGCCUCAACCCCUUCCUCUACGUCUUUGCUGGAAGCAGGAUGGCGCUGGCCAGGAUCAUGCAGAGCGGCGGCUGCUGUCGGAGCAGGGGCCAAGAGCAGUGCUCUUCUGCCUGUGACAGCCAGGAGCAUAGCUCAAACUGGUCUUUUGCCAUGCUGGGGAGGCGGCGGGUGAGGAGCUCUCUCACCCUCAGCACCCACUUGACCUCCUCCGUUAUGCCCCCUUCUCACCAAGUCCUCUUGUAA